Octodon degus (degu) is the source of this 1901-nucleotide messenger RNA. RefSeq names its product myeloid associated differentiation marker (gene Myadm). Gene Ontology annotation, biological process: negative regulation of heterotypic cell-cell adhesion. NCBI's taxonomy places the organism in Eukaryota, Metazoa, Chordata, Mammalia, Rodentia, Octodontidae. The transcript is spliced from 3 exons. Bases 194 to 1147 code for a protein of 317 amino acids. The record is from RefSeq and is a predicted model, not a curated record. Gene Ontology annotation, cellular component: plasma membrane; cell-cell junction.
GCAGCCUCCCCAGCUUCCGCGGCCUGGAAGGUGACUGCCGCGCAGCCCUGUUUCCCCAGCGCAGGCCCCGCCCCGCCGAGCUGGGCGCCCGGGACCGCAGCGACGCGGUGCACCGCCUGCCUUUGUAGAGUGAGCCUGAGUCGUCUCCAGCGCCGGAUCUUUCUCCUCCACUUGGCCCCCUAAAACCACUGCCAUGCCUGUGACAGUGACCCGCACAACCAUCACGACCACGUCGUCGUCGUCCUCGACAGUUGUGGGUUCUCCUCGGGCCCUGACACAGCCCCUGGGCCUGCUCCGCCUCCUGCAGCUGGUGUCCACCUGCAUAGCCUUCUCGCUGGUGGCCAGCGUGGGUGCCUACACGGGGCCCAUGGGCCACUGGUCCAUGUUCACCUGGUGCUUCUGCUUCGCCGUGACCCUUGUCAUCCUGCUGGUGGAGCUGGGUGGGCUGCAGGCACAUUUCCCCCUGUCCUGGCGGAACUUCCCCAUCACCUACGCCUGCUAUGCCGCACUCUUCUGCCUGACGACCUCCAUCAUCUACCCAACCACCUUUGUGCAGUUCAUGGCUCACGGCCGCUCCCGUGACCAUGCCAUCGCGGCCACCACCUUCUCCUGCGUCGCGUGUGUGGCCUAUGCCACCGAAGUAGCCUGGACCCGGGCACGGCCCGGUGAGAUCACGGGCUACAUGGCCACUGUGCCCGGGCUGCUCAAGGUGCUGGAGACCUUCAUAGCCUGCGUCAUCUUUGUUUUCAUCGGCAACCCCGACCUGUACCAGGGUGUGCCGGCCCUGGAGUGCUGCGUGGCGGUGUACGCCAUCUGCUUCAUCCUGGCGGCGGUGGCCAUCCUGCUGAACCUGGGCGACUGCACCAACGUGCUGCCCAUCGCCUUCCCCAGCUUCUUGUCGGGCCUGGCCCUGAUCUCUGUCCUCCUAUACGCCGUCGCCCUGGUCCUCUGGCCCCUCUACCAGUUCGAUCAGAGGUACGGCGGCCACCCCCGCCGGGCGUGGGAUGUUGCCUGCAGCUACAGACAUACCCACUCCGUGUGCAACUGGGACCGCAGGCUGGCGGUGGCCGUCCUCACGGGCAUCAACCUGCUGGCAUACCUGGCCGACCUGGCGCACUCUGCCCGCCUGGUGUUUGUCAAGGUCUAGGGCUCACUUGGCUUCCUCCCCAGGUCCUCUGUCCAACCCUUUCACUCUGAGUUUCCAGCACUGAGACCUCAUUUCCUCUUCCUCUCCUCCCAUCCGUUCCUCAUCCACUUCCUGCUUCUUGUCUCCCCUCCUCUCCUCUCUCACCUCCUUCCCUUCCUAGUGGCUUGGGGACCCAUGUCCUGCCUUGCCCCUCAGCUGUCUCUCCUGACGCCGCUCCUUCCUGCCUUCUAUUUCUCUACUCCAGUCCGAUCUCCCCACUGGUUUCUCAUCUGCCUGUGUCCCAGUGUGAGCCCUGAGCCCCUCCCUGUCUCCCACCUCACCUUCGAAGGUGCUGAGCUCCACACAACCACACUUUCUCUGCAGCUGUUCAUGCCGUGGCCUCCAGAGGGGCCUCAUUGCCAAAGCAUGCCCGCCCACCCUCGCUGUGCCUUAGUCGUGUAAAUGUGCUGUGUUUGGGGAGGGGGGUGGCUAGGGACCUGGUCUUCUUUCCCCUAGUGGAGGAUGCUGUACAAUGCACCUCCCCUUCAUGAGACGAAAACAGUUCUCUGGAGGUCAACCAUUCUGGGGGGGCGGGACGCUUUAAGCACAGAUUCUGGGUUCUGGACCCACCUGGCCCCAAGCCCUGCCUGAUACUGGCUCCAGAAUUUUUGCCAGGCUUAUGAAAAACUCACUGCCUAGAGGCCAUCUUGGAGGAAACAAGAGGUGGCUGUCUUUCAUCCCAGCUGUCCUUUGUGCUACUAGCAAGAAAAAAAAA